AUUCAAGGGCCACAAAAAUGGUGACCAACAUGAAAAAGACUAAAAAGACGAAAAAGUAAACAUGGCAGACGAUGUUGAAACGUUUAGGUUAAGUUGUGUGCAAAUUAUUUCCUUUAAGUAAAAAAUAUAUUAAAAAAAUAUGCAUUUAAAUUCAAAUUCAUAUUAUAUUUAAGAUAUACUAUUUCAACCAAACCAACCGCGUACAGUUAAUUUAAUCUUAAACCGAGAAGACACAAAACGUACGAUAAUUUUUUAAUUUAACAUCAAGCUAAAAAAAUAUUACUUCAGCAACUAAUGGAAGAUUCAUGUGAAAAAGAUGUUGUCCAUUUGCAGCCGUUCAUCCACCAGGUGGGCGGGCACUCCUCCAUGCUGUGCCUGGACGAGGCGACGGUGUGCAAGCCGCUGGUGCCCAGAGAGCUGGACUUCUACCGCACCCUGCCCGAGCCGGUGCGCAGGUUCGCCCCCGCCUUCCACGGCGUGGUCCAGGUGCGCCUCCUGCAGGAGGAGGGCGGCUACGUCACGCUCGCGGCCACCCCGCCCCGGUGCUACAGGCCCCGCGCCUCCGCCCCCUCCGGCCGGAAGGUGCGUCUGCGUCGCUCGGGCAGCAUCGAGGUGAACGGCAGCAUCGCCAGGCUGUUCCGGGAGGACCAGGAGGAGGAGGCUCCGGCUGCACUGAACCCCUGGGUCUUCAAGUGCCACCGCAAGCACCUGCAGGAGCUCGUGAGCAGCGCCUCAGCAGGCCACACGUCCGAGUUUAUUCUACUAGAGAAUCUGACGUGGAAGUUCUCGUUCCCCUGUAUUUUGGACUUGAAAAUGGGCACGAGGCAAUAUGGGGAUGCUGCGAGUCUCUCCAAGAAGCAGAGUAAAAUGUAUAAGGUGGUGAACACGACAUCAGGCAAACUGGGCGUUCGAAUUGGGGGCAUGCAGGUGUACCAGGUAACAACAAAACAGUUUCUGUGCCGAAACAAGUUUUAUGGGCGCAGCUUGUCCGUGUCAGGAUUCCAACAAGCCAUAAAGCAGUUCUUCCACAAUGGAUUGUGUUCACGCUACGAUGUCAUCCCACCGCUCAUUCGUAGGCUCGAAGAGUUGAUCGUUGUUCUGGGACACCAGGACACUAUCAGGUUUUACACUACUUCCUUGCUGCUUCUUUACGAAGGUGCAGUGGACACGACCAACUUCGACUUUUCAGUGGACAGUUAUGCACACCUGAAGGAUGACUUCAAAUCGGCCUGCUCAAGCUUGAAAACAACGGUUGGUAAAGAUUUCCCAUCAGGACAAAGUGACAUUUUUGAUGCACUUGGAGCGAAAAGUUCAAGUGUGGAAAACAUGAACGUAGUGGACAGGUUCUCAAACGAACUCUCGCACUCUGAAGAUCUGUACAAAAGUAGAUGUUGCCACCACAGACGCAGGAGCAGUUCGGCUUCUUGCGAUGAUGCGAGUGCGAAUAUGUCGUCUUCCUUCGACAGCUCUCCGCUUCAAACCCCUCGCCCUUCGGAGCCGCUCGUGGACGUGAGAAUCAUUGACUUUGCACACUCCACCCAUAAGGCACUGGAUGACCCUGUCGUUUACUCGGGACCUGAUCGCGGUUUCCUCUUCGGGCUCGAGAACAUGAUUACAAUUUUGAAAAACAUUGAACGAGAUCAUGGCUGAUGGAAAGUUUAAAAAAUAUACCAUUGAAAAAUCACUCCCACUACUUGUGUAUGAAUUUUUUGUCGCUAGCAUAAUGUAAAAUUUUCAUUAAUUUAGUAAGUUAACUUAAUCUGCACCAUAAGUAAUGUGUUCUCUCAUUUUUAAAGUACCUAUAUAUUUACAUUUCAUGCAUCACUGAAUAGUUGAAUUAGUCGUUGGUCGUACAUUCCUAAAAAUAAAAAUAAUGUUGAUACUUGAGCAUAAUAAGUCAGAUUUAUAUAUAUAUUUUUUAUCCUUUUUUAUUUUAAGAAAAAUGUGCAAUAUUUUAAUAUUUAACUUUGAUAUUAGUUAUUUUGUAGGUUCUAUGUAUGGCUUGGAUGCAGUGUAAUUUUGUACUUGAGUAGUUAAAAAUUAUGGUAGUUUACCUAAUUUUACCUUAGAAUAUCUAUGACAGUUAUAAUUGGUCCAAAUAAUUUUAAUCAUUCAUUGCUGUUAAGUUAAUAUCUUCGUUAUUUUAAUAGAUUUUAGCCAGUAUGACUGAUGAAUGGCACAAAUACCAACCCAGUGUGGUUAAAUUUUUUUAGUAACUUUUAUUUUUAGUGUUUAUAUGAUAACUAGUUGUUUUUUUGACUAAUUACCUUUUGUGAGUAUUGGUUCCUCAGAUUGUAAUAUGUAUUUUCUCUGUUUAAGUUUAUAAGAAAUAUCUCUUUGUGCAUUGUAGUUUAAGGUGAGCAUUACGCUUUUCUAGUCAUUUACAGCACACAUUUUUUCUCUGUGAGUAGCCAUGUUGAUUUAUAAAACUGGAUCACAUUGUUGUGAGCCAAGAUAUGUUAGUCAUAGAUUUAGUGUUUCAUUUGUUAUAGUCAUAGCUUUUAUUUCAAAGUACAGCUGAAUAAUUUUUGAUUGUAGAUCAUACCUAUUUAAAAGAAAAAAAUCAUAUAUGUUUAAGUUUAUGAAAAAAAAAAUUUAUUUUUUUAUUUUUCAAGUUUUUAAAGAUUUUUCAGUAGAUAUUUAUUUUGUAUGGUUAGAUAUAUAUGUUAUAUGUUAGACUGUAAUUUAUGGGUCAUUAUGGGUCAUGGCAUGGGUUGUUUUCAUGAAAAUGUGAUGUUGCCAAAAGUAACUUUAAGUAGGUACCGGGGUACUUCAGUAAACCCAUGAUGUAUGAAGCAAUUUAGAUUGUGUGUUCUGAUAGCCCUACAUGUUUUAAAUUACAUCAUUAUAUGUUGAUUUGCAUUAAAAGUACAGUAUUUACUAAUAUAAGGUGCCAUCGAUUCUAAGACUUAUUUUUACUCUAGUUUCUCUAAAAGUAAAAGUUAACCAAGAAACAUAAGACAGGAUGUCUACAAAUAUCUGCUGAACCAAUUUCAGGACAUAUUCAGGACCUUUUAAUAUAAUUGUUAGACAACUUUUUUAUAUCGCAGGAUCAUUUUUAUAUAUGUAUAAGUAAAUUUAGACAUAAUUCGAAAUAGAUCUUCUGUUCGCAGUGAAGUCCCUAUUUGUAUGUCAGAAAGCUGAAACCUUUUCAGAGAUAUUUUCCACAUGAUUUAAUUGGACAGUAUUAUUUAAUGCAUGACUUUAAAGUGAAAAGAGGUACCUAUUAAAAAAACUUAAUGUAAGUUAGCAAAUGGCCAGCACUGUUACUGUUUAUUUCCAUUACUUUUUCGGGAUCGUGACUAGCCCUUCAGUUCCAUUAGUUUACUGUGACCUUUGUAUUUUCAGUACCUUUAGAAACCCUGUAAAUAUGCUCUAAUUCUUGUAAGUAGUUUACUAACUCCACAGCACUGCUUACCUAUGUUUUGUGUAUUUAUUAUUUUGGUUGUCCUUGCAUUUUAAUUUAGUGUGACAGUUGACUAUCUGUUCCUGUUUCUUGUGACACAUCCCGAGUUACCAUCGUGCUAAUAACCCGCUCUAUUUGUACAUGUUACAAAUUUUGAUAAGUUUGCUUGCAAAUGUAGGCAGUUCUGAUUAUUGUAACACACAUCUCAUUUUAAAAUCUCUUUAUCUGAUUAAAUAAGUAUGUCUUAAAAUAGGAUAAAUUUAGCAAAUGUAAGAUGCUAUUGAUUAUAAGAUUACAAAAAUUUACGUCUUAGACUCCAUUAAAUUCUAUUUCCCGAUUGUUCGGAACAUUUAAAAACUGUAAUUUGUGAAAUUAUUAUUAUUUUUUUUCAAUUGAACUGAUCUUUAAUAGGAAUGGAAUAUGGGGAAAAAAAAAUAAGUGCAACACAAGCAGUAUGUAUGGGCUGGUCCAAAGUUGAAGUGGCACAUCUCAUGUAAAUGCCCUAUGAGCUAAUUGUACUCUCACUUCAGUAAGCACUGCCAGUGUGCCAUUUAGAAUAUGGUUGUAAAUUAUUUUACCAACCAAACUUUUUUUAUUAAUUUAUAUGUGCAUCACAAUUUUUUUUCCACAUUUUUGUUAAAAUGAAGUUUUAUGGAGCCAACUCAUGAAAUAGUGAGUAGAAUAAUAAUUUGAAUUACUUUUUGAUAAAUAUUGUAAUUACAGGUAAUAGGCUGUGAUGUAAUUUGUGUAUAUACAGUGGGAAAACUUGGGUGUCAACAAUUUUAAAACUUAAGGCAAUUUAAAUGAAAUCAAUAUGUUUCUGUUAUAAAGAUUUUUGUGUUGUUACAAAACAAACAAAUUGUUGCCUAUUUUACAUGUUAAAUUUCUCUUGUAUUAAGUAUUUCGAGAAAUUUUUCUUAAAAAUAUGAACCUUAGAAAUUUUGUGAAAUUCCUGGAACUUAAAUUAAAUAUGCACUAAAAUAUCUCACACUGUGUAAAAGGCUUUGAAAUUGAAUAAAUUUCUUCUUUGGUAAAAACAGUAUUUUAGUUUAUUCUCUAUUUAAAAAUAACAAAUACAUAAUCAUGUGAGUAAUAAAUUAAAAUUAAUUUAUUGUACAAAAAAUUAUAUGUAUAAAGUGUAUUCUCAACAUGUGAAGUAAUAUACAAUUGCUAAUUACAGUUUAAAGCCAUUUAAUAGCAGAAUAUCAUAUUUCAACAUUCAGUUGCAGAAAUGCAAGCAUCCUAAUCUUUUAUUAAUGGGUGUAAUGGAUAGAGUAACAAAUAUAUGUAUGAAAUAAAACAUGAAUUGCAUUUGGAAUACGCUUGUUUUGAAAUGUUUGCAGGAACUAUAGAAAUGUGAAUUUUUCAGGUUUUCCCAAAGUGUAAUUUUUUAUAUAUUUAUGAAUACUAUACUAAAUAAAAGUGUUUGAUGAUCAA
This is a messenger RNA of Bacillus rossius redtenbacheri, 4843 nucleotides long. RefSeq names its product inositol hexakisphosphate kinase 1-like. The record is from RefSeq and is a predicted model, not a curated record. Gene Ontology annotation, molecular function: inositol hexakisphosphate kinase activity. Gene Ontology annotation, biological process: phosphatidylinositol phosphate biosynthetic process; inositol phosphate biosynthetic process. Gene Ontology annotation, cellular component: cytoplasm; nucleus. The coding region runs from base 295 to 1650 and encodes 451 amino acids. The transcript has 5 exons. NCBI's taxonomy places the organism in Eukaryota, Metazoa, Arthropoda, Insecta, Phasmatodea, Bacillidae.